AUGCGUCGCCUUUUAUCGUUAGCACUGAUAGCCUUAUCCUCCACACAGGCUGUUUACGCAUCAAUCAAUGCGAGAGCCACGGCUAGUAUCCCUCAAUAUGUCCUCGAAUACGCUCCACUGGUCUGGCUCCACAGUCAGGAAACAUACAUGCCAAGUGACAUACAACAGCAACUCGAUCACACGAAACCGACCGUUAACUGGACAGUUGUUGCAGGAGCCCAAUCUCCUCUAGACCUCGAUAAUCUUGACUCACUUAACAGCUUGGGCAAUACAAGUGUUUACUUGACUUCGUCCGAGGGCAUCGAUGCUAGCCCGGAGCCAGCUUGGUUCAGAGGUAUCACCCCGGACUUGGAGGGGCGGAUUGGUGACGGUACUGGGAGUGCUAUUGUUGUUGUAGACCGUGGUAAUGGGACUGUUGAUGCAUUUUAUUUUUACUUCUAUGCGUAUAACAAAGGUGAUAAAGUACUCGGCAUGGAGUUUGGAGAUCAUAUUGGAGACUGGGAACACAACAUGAUCCGCUUUGUCAACGGCACUCCCACAGCAAUCUGGUAUAGCCAACAUGCCAGCGGCCAGGCAUUCACCUACCACGCCGUCGAGAAAGAAGGCAAACGGCCAUAUUCCUACUCCGGGAAUGGAACACAUGCCAACUACGCCACAACAGGCCAACACGACCACACAAUCCCAGGAAUAAACUUCCCAACAGGCUUCCUACUAGACUACACAGACCGCGGCGUGCUCUGGGACCCAACACUUAACGCCUACACAUACACCUACAACCCGAUAACGGCAAUCUUCACGGCUACGGCCGGUGACCCAGUCGCAUGGCUAGAUUUCAAUGGAAAGUGGGGAGAUGAUCAGCCGCCGAAUGAACCCUCCAUCUUUGGUGAGGCGAAAUAUGUUGCUGGUCCCAAUGGGCCGAAGUUCAAGAGCCUAGAUCGGAAGAUGGUGUGUCCGUCUAAACCGUGUAUUGUUUUGCCUUUUAGGAUUUGGUCUGGGAAUACGACUUCGUGA
Penicillium canescens is the source of this 1011-nucleotide messenger RNA. RefSeq lists its product as uncharacterized. The coding region runs from base 1 to 1011 and encodes 336 amino acids. The record is from RefSeq and is a predicted model, not a curated record. The transcript has 5 exons. NCBI's taxonomy places the organism in Eukaryota, Fungi, Ascomycota, Eurotiomycetes, Eurotiales, Aspergillaceae.